This is a messenger RNA of Ooceraea biroi (clonal raider ant), 5880 nucleotides long. RefSeq lists its product as uncharacterized. The record is from RefSeq and is a predicted model, not a curated record. Gene Ontology annotation, biological process: regulation of transcription by RNA polymerase II. Gene Ontology annotation, cellular component: nucleus. Gene Ontology annotation, molecular function: DNA-binding transcription factor activity, RNA polymerase II-specific. Lineage: Eukaryota; Metazoa; Arthropoda; Insecta; Hymenoptera; Formicidae.
GUUACUCAUUUGGGUUGGACCAUUCCAAACGGGCAAUCAAUUGAUCGUGCUGUUGAUUCAUAUAGUUUAUCCGGUGUUUUGCUAUUAUGCCUGUCUGCGCUUUUAACGCUAGAGCUCAACUGAGGAUUAUUAAAAAAUUAUUGCCUUCCUUGGAUUCAAGUGACGAUUGAGUAUACUAAAAGUGAAUAUAUGAUAGAAACGUGUAACGAUAUAAGAAUAAUCUCUGUCCUCCAACACCCCACUCAUAAAGAAUAUGUUUUUGAGAUAUAAAUUGCUAUUUGGAUUUAACGAGAUGUAUUUUCGGCUUUUAACAGGCCCAUACUUCAUCUUAAUCUGUAUCUAUUUUUAAAAUGUAAAUUUGGGCUUGACAACAUGGGAUGAUACAGGAAAAUAAAGUAUUCCAAUGAGACAUAUAACAAAUAAGCAUUCUGUUAUUUAGUGAAUUGGGAUUGCGCAAUGUUGUAGGAGAGAUACCAUAAACUUUGUAUAUUCAAGAUAAAGAUACUGUGAUACAUGGUAUAUAUGGAUAUAUGGAUAAUAUGAUAUAUGAUAACAUAUUGUUGUUAAAUAUUAUUUUUUACAGUUGUAUCAAUAGAUUAACAAAAUGGAUGUAAGAAGACACGUGCGAAAGAAUUUGGUUUCACUUUAGCAGAAAUAAUUCUAAUCAAGAGAUCUAUUGGCGAGUAUUUUAUUUACUUAUAAUAAUCACGCGAAUUGGCAUUGUGUCCGAAUAAACGAGUUUAAUUUCAUAUCAAUUAAUUGUGGACGGAAGACAAAUUAAAAGAAAUUUUGGGUUGAGGCCCAAUAUUGUUAUUUACGAUAUGAACUUAUGUAUCCCAAUAUAGUACCAACACAUCCGUGUUGUAAAAUGCCAAGGUCUGAUAUAAGAACGCAUCAAUUGCAAAAUUUAACGGAACCCACAGAAUCCCUCGCACGCAUCUAACAGCAAUAAACCGUUUUCGCUAUCGAUUGCAAGCGUUGAUGAUAGAAGUCCUAUAAGCUCUUUAUUUGCCCAUUCCCGAACUCUGUUGAUACACUUUUCAAUGCAAAGUGCUACACGGAAUCAAGUCUAAUACGUGUAUUUUUCCAACGCGUGACUCAUCUCAAGUCUCAUCGAUAGAUUCGUUAGGUUUUCGCAAGGAAAUGCUAAUGAUUAUUUGUUGCUAAAAUUUUGGGCAUCAACCUGCAUACGUUGGCCGCAACAUGCGGCUGACACAAAGACUGCUCAGCCAUGUUGCGUGCCAUACGUAAAAGUGAACUCGCCCAGAGCGGUUGGGGAAACAUCGCGUUCGCAGCUCUCCCAUACUUAACUUUCGUUCUUGUCCUCGUCAAGUAUCAGUCUCCCGAUUCCCUCGACCACCGUGUAUCGCCUGUAUCAGGAAUCAUUUGCUGUGCGCAUGAGUCCGCUAUAAAGUAACGAACGGGAAGAGUCUACCAUACGACAGUACGAACGGAAGAAUCUGGUGGCGUGGUCAGGCUACGUUCUGCGGAGUGCGAGAUCAAUCGAAGUGCCAGAUCGCGCUCUAUUGAUCAGGAUGACCGAUAACACCACCAUCCUCCACGAGGACAAGAACGACGACAGCGGUUACACGGUGUCACAGUUGUCGCCCCAUAUCCCCGAAUUCGAGUUCCAGGAGUGCAAGACAGAGCCAUGCAUCAGUAGAACCAACUCGACCGAAGAACUGUCGACACUCGAUGAACCUCCAUCACCACUACAUAUUUCACUACCUGUGAUUACAAUAAGGACUCCAACUGUUGUAUUAGAAAGAUGCGACAAGAUCUGGGAAACAUUGCAAUUAAUAAAAAUACAAACUGAUCCAACAGACGAAAGUGAUGUGUCUGAAGAAGAAGAAGAAGAAGAAGAAGAAGAAGAAGAAGAAGGAGAGGAAGAUGUAGAAGAAGAAGAAGAGGAACAAGUACAACAACCGAAUAAGAUUGAACCAUCUGCAUCACAUAUUAACAAUGAGUUUACAUUCAAACACAAUAAUGCAAUGCCAUUACCUUUCGAGUUUUCUGUUCAAAGAACAAGAAAAUUAUACCCUUGUUCUACAUGUGGCAAGCAGUACAUGUUGAGACGAUCCUUAAGAAAACAUACAGAACGAAUGCACGGAAUCGUACUUCCGCUGCAACGUAGGCGGCGUUCCUAUAAAAAAUUGACUGACAGUAAUACUAAGGUAUUCAAUUCAGCUGUUUUACCGAGUAAAAAGGAUGAUUUCGAUGAACUUACCGACAAGGAUCCACUUGAAAAAUUUACUGCGAAGCAAGAAGCAAAACCUGCUAAUACCGAAGGUUUUGUUAAAGAAUAUGCUGCGUCGAAAUAUGUCAAAUGUAUGUUGUGCAAACGAAACGUAAAAUCUCUAAAAGAACACUUAAUUCAUUAUCACAAAAUAUCGGGACAUAAGUCGAACAUUAUGAAGUUAGAGUCUUCAUUUUUAAAUGCGGACAAACCAUCAUCUUCUAAAGCAUCACCUGGGAAUAAAAAAACAACAUUAAAGGAUAUAUUGUCUGGCAGACUUUCGCAAAAAUUUGCUAAUGAAAAUACGCGAAAUGAAUAUCAUAUAAUGGAUGAUGAAAAAGACACUGACCAAGAAUUUCAAGGAGGUACGAAACGGAAAUUCACAUUACUUUACCCUGCUAAAGAGGAUAAAAGAAUCAAAUUGGACAAUGAAAAUUAUACACCUGUUGGUAACACGACUCCAAUCAUACCGAGAAAAAAAUCUAUAAAUCUCAUAUCCUACAAGUGUGACAUUUGCCUGGGAACGUACGCAUCUGCCCAUGGUUUGUACAAACACAGACGCGUUCACUACUUCCGUGGAGAAACCAAAGAGAACUUUCAUAAGGUUCAAUGUAGAUAUCUUAAUUCACCACUGAAUAAGAAAAGGUUAAACGCAAAAACUAGCAAUAACGUGAAGGGAACAAAUUUGUUAAAAAAUUGGUACAGGCCUAGGCAAAACAAAAACACUUCCAUUAUUGAUGGAGCGGCUACACGCAAGGAGGAAACUGAUGAACUUAAACAUUCUUGCUUAUGUGGAAAAGCAUUUCGACAUGCUCAUAGCAUAGCUCUCCAUAAAAAGAGUUGUAAGUUGUAUCAACAGGAAAUCAACAGGAUGGACACUGCAAGGCUCAGUAGUGAUAGAGAUUCUGGUAUCGGUAUUAAUAUAACAAUCAAGAAACGGGAAGAUGGCUACGAGAUAGUUGGUAAAGAUAGUGACGACGAGAAAUCUCAAAAGUUUGUCCAUUUCAUGGAUGACACUUCAUCAUCGAACAUGGAGCAUCUUACCAAAAAUGCAACUAGCGCAGUUGCUAGACAACAGGAACGGGAUACAUCUAAAUACAGUAAAGAGCAUAGUAUCUUGAAAUUGCGAAUUGCUGAUGAAGACGAGAUCAUCGAUAUCGAAGACGAUUUACAAAUUGACUCUAUUAAGAUUAGCGAUAAGGCAAAACAGUUGCUUGCGCAAAAUGAUAAAGUUAUUAAAUGCUCGUUAGUACACCCAAAUAGCAAUGCAAAAAAUGUGGAAGGUGGAGGAGUUCCGGAUAAAGUCUCUACAUUGAAACAAAUAUGUGAGAGGAUUAUAAGCCGUCUCCAGCCACCCACAGAUGCGGCGGGGGAUGAGGAAAUGUGCCAAGAAAAUAAGCAGAUUAAAAAUCGGGAAAUAGAUCAGGAGAACAUUCAGGUAAUAGGCCAGGAAGCGAAUUACAAAAAGAGGGAAUUACGAUCCUCGAAUAAACGGCAGAGAAAUAUGAACGAAGAAUUCGACUAUUCAUAUGGCGAGGAUUACAAGGCGCAGUUGGAUCCGUUAUUGGCAUGCGGGUACUGCGACGAACAGUUCAGUAACAGUAAUUCCUACAACAAUCAUCAAUGCGCUGUUAAGGAGGGGAAAUCGUUCGACGAAUUUUCGCUUCAGUUAAUAUGUUUCUACUGUAACGAAACACUGAGUAAUUAUGCUGAAUUCGACCAGCAUGUGCGAUUCGAACACUUUGAUCUUGCGUUUAAUUGUUAUCAGUGCACUGAACGAUUCGCUAGCGAUAAAGGACGUUUACGUCACUUUCACGCGGAACACAAUGAUAUGCGUUGUAGAUUUUGUAAUAAGAAACUUUCUCUGUCGUUAAAGACCCUGCACGAGGGUUAUCAUUUAGGCUUCGGUUAUCCCUGUCAUCAAUGUAAGAAAGCUUAUUCGAAUAAGAAGAAUUUGUCAUAUCACAAAUACACUAUACACCCGAACGGGGGUGAUAAUCUGAUAACGUGUACCGUAUGCUUGAAACCGAUCAAACUCAAGAGUUUCCGCGGGCAUAUGUCGACGCAUAAACAUAACGCAUGCCAUUUUUGCGGGAAAGUAUUCUCCAAUAGGACAGGUAUAGAGUAUCAUACUAUGAUACAUCAUGGAACUAAUUCUAAACUCAAGUGCAACAUUUGUGGUGCACGUUUCCUUACCAAGAAGCAUCUCGAGAGGCAUCAGAAGAUGGAGAAGUGCAACAGCGACAUGAGAAAAAAGGAGAACACGGCAAUACAUGUUAAAAGUCAUUAACAAUAUUUUUUGCUUAAGAAAUGUAGAACGUAGAUCACGGCAGACUGAUGCAGUUCUAAUAACAAGUCACAAACAAUUAAGCCCUUUUCAUUCCAACUGAUUUUCACAUGAACAUGCAGAAAACUUUUGUCGACUGUAGUUGCGCUGGAUAUAAUCGCACAGAAACACGAUUAGACUUUAUAUUUUGUAAUUUAUAGUAGACAAACUCUGAAGGUUAUAUACAAAUAUGUAUAAAAUAGUGCGUAAAAAGAUAUGUUUAUCAUCUAAAUGUAAAGAAUGCAUAAUGAAUUUUUUAAAUAUUUAAUUUUCGUUCUAUGUUCUAUGUUUGGACGUAUGUCUCAUUUACCAACAGGUAUCCUUACACAGAUUACUUGUAUGAUAUAAAUAUACUACAAAUUCUACAUUAAAUUGAAGUGAAUUUUAAUCUUAAAGUACACAUUUCUUUUUGGUUAAUUAUUUUAACAUUUGGUAGGCGGCCUCAUGUCUGCAAGUACGGUCUUACGAAGUAUUAACAAGUACAGUUAUACCUAAGCUUAGUCGUAGUUAUGAUAUCUUUGUAAAUAAUGCAAUUAUUUUUCUUUAUUCUUGUUUAUCGAAAAAUUAUAUUAGAUGUAAUAUUCACAAAAGACACACGCAACAAACACACAUUAAUAUUAAAUGACUAUUGUAUAUCUUGAUUAUAAUCUGAAAAUAACUGAAGAUAACUUAAAAAUUCAAAUAAUUGAAAAGCGGCAGAAAAAAUUAUCAAUACUGAUUUUAACAUAUUCGAUUACAGGAAAGUGCUUUGAAAAAAUGUUCGUUAUUUUGCGAUAACAAUUUGUUUAUUCUGAAAAUUGUGGCACGCAUAAAAAUUGUCAAUGUUAACUAAAAAGGCAUAAUCUUGAUGUGUAUUAGGUGUUAUAUGCUCUAUCGUUUUUCUCAAAUUUACGGAUUAAAGUUUGCAUUGCGCCGUGCGUGAUCAUAUAUUAUGACGAUACCGUAAUUGCAAAAUUUCUUUUUCUCCUUUCUUGUACGAUCGAAUUUGUUAACCGAGUAUAUGUGUAUUGUGUAUAACUUGUAUUUUAUAUAAUAUAUGUUAAAGAUUUUAUUUCUAAGUUCAACAUUCAUUUCACUUUGGCGAUAUUUCUGUUUAUAACAUGAUAUAACAUGAGCGUUACAUUAUUAUUGUGGUUAUAGAAUUGUUACAGCUAAAUCAGUGUAAUAAAGUUUGUUUUUGAAUUUGUAUUAUACAUAUUACUACGUUAUAGCGUUUAUUAAUAUGAAGAUUGUGGACAACUGAACUUGAGAGACAGUUUUACAUUUAUUUUUCAUCGCAAUUAAUUGUAAUAAAGGAAAUCGUCAAUAGUUUGUAUAA